AUGAAUGAGGCAGAAUAUAAGUGCCAAAGAUGCCGGCUGCCGUUGACCAUAGACGGAUCUCUGGAAGACCUUAGCAUAUCACAGGCCAAUCUUUUGACGGGACGAAAUGGGAACUUUACAAAGAACACAAUCCCCUUGGAGGAUGCCGUGGAAGAAGAUUUACCCAAGGUGCCUCAGAGCCGACUUAACCUCUUUAAAGAGGUCUACCAGAAGAUGGAUCACGAUUUUACCAAUGCCAGAGAUGAAUUUGUUGUGUUGAACAAGCACAAUGAUAACAGCGACGUCAAUGUGGAGUAUGAUUACGAAGAAAACAACACUAUCAGUCGUAGAAUCAACACAAUGACGAAUAUCUUCAAUAUCCUCAGCAACAAGUACGAAAUUGAUUUUCCGGUUUGCUACGAAUGCGCCACAUUGCUGAUGGAGGAAUUGAAGAAUGAGUACGAAAGGGUCAAUGCUGAUAAAGAAGUUUACGCAAAGUUUCUAUCCAAGCUUCGCAAACAGGACGCAGGUACAAAUAUGAAAGAAAGAACUGCUCAACUACUGGAGCAAUUGGAGAAAACUAAGCAAGAAGAGAGAGAUAAAGAAAAGAAGCUCCAAGGCCUAUAUGAUGAAAGAGAUAGUUUGGAAAAGGUAUUAGCUUCUUUAGAGAAUGAAAUGGAACAGUUGAAUAUUGAAGAGCAGCAAAUUUUUGAAUUAGAGAACAAAUAUGAAUAUGAGUUAAUGGAGUUCAAGAAUGAGCAAAGCAGAAUGGAAGCAAUGUAUGAGGAUGGUUUGACGCAAUUAGAUAAUUUAAGAAAAGUGAACGUCUUUAAUGACGCUUUCAAUAUCUCGCAUGAUGGUCAAUUCGGCACUAUAAAUGGGCUCAGGUUGGGCACGUUAGACAGUAAGAGGGUUUCUUGGUAUGAAAUAAAUGCUGCGUUGGGUCAAGUUGUUUUGUUACUCUUCACGUUAUUGAGCAGACUUGAGCUUGAGCUCAAACAUUACAAGAUUUUUCCCAUUGGCUCGACUUCCAAGAUUGAAUACCAAGUUGACCCAGAUUCCAAACCUGUUACUAUUAACUGCUUUUCUUCGGGAGAACAGUUACUGGAUAAGCUUUUUCAUUCUAAUAAACUAGAUCCUGCUAUGAACGCAAUCCUAGAAAUCACUAUUCAAAUUGCAGAUCAUUUCACAAAACAAGAUCCAACAAACGAAUUGCCCUACAAAAUGGAGAACGAAACAAUAUCAAACUUGAAUAUCAAACCUUCCAAACGUAAAUCCAACGAGGAAUGGACUUUGGCAUGCAAACAUCUGUUGACCAAUCUCAAAUGGAUAAUUGCCUUCAGUAGUUCAACGUGA
Molecule: messenger RNA, 1335 nt
Organism: Komagataella phaffii GS115
Lineage: Eukaryota; Fungi; Ascomycota; Pichiomycetes; Pichiales; Pichiaceae
Product: Subunit of phosphatidylinositol (PtdIns) 3-kinase complexes I and II
Exons: 1
Coding region: 1-1335 (444 amino acids)
Biological process (GO): autophagosome assembly; late endosome to vacuole transport; cellular response to nitrogen starvation
Cellular component (GO): phosphatidylinositol 3-kinase complex, class III, type I; phosphatidylinositol 3-kinase complex, class III, type II; phagophore assembly site
Source: RefSeq, a predicted model, not a curated record